Molecule: messenger RNA, 4674 nt
Organism: Uloborus diversus
Lineage: Eukaryota; Metazoa; Arthropoda; Arachnida; Araneae; Uloboridae
Gene: Cad99C
Product: cadherin-99C-like
Exons: 35
Coding region: 1-4674 (1557 amino acids)
Biological process (GO): multicellular organism development; homophilic cell-cell adhesion; calcium-dependent cell-cell adhesion
Cellular component (GO): plasma membrane; adherens junction; catenin complex
Molecular function (GO): cadherin binding; calcium ion binding
Source: RefSeq, a predicted model, not a curated record
AUGGCAGCACCAGAGCGGUUUCUAAUAUUUCUCUCCUCCUUUUGCUUAUUUCUGCACAUAUGCAUAGGACAAUGUGAAAUCGAGACUGGUGAGAGUGUUAUCAUAAUGGAUAUAUUGGAAAGCAGAGGAAACCAGAUGGACCAGGAGACAGUGCCAGCCGAAUUGCCCAUACGCGGUGCUCCUCCUGCAGUGGAGUUGGCAAUUCAAACGACCACUGCAGAUGAGUUCUUCAUCGAAGGGAAGCGGCUCAGGCUGAAGAGGCCCAUCGACAGAGACGAUGGCAAGCUAAAUAUGGUUCGUUUGCAAAUUUCUUGUACGGAUGUCAUAACGAGGAUUCAGAGGAACAUUCCUGUUGUGAUUCGAAUCGGCGACAUCAACGACAACCCUCCUCUCUUUAAGUCCAGGUCUUACGAAACCUCAGUGUCCGAGAUGGCGCCAGUUGGCACGACCAUCUUCCGGGAUCUCUCCACAACUGAUGCAGACUCUGACAGCAAUGGUCUAGUUGAAUAUUACACAGCCCCUGGGGAUGCCACAGAGAAGGAUGGAUUUCCUUAUUUUGCCAUCAAUCUACCUCAUCAGGGACUGGUGACGGUGAAGAGGACACUGGAUUAUGAGAGAACAAGAACGUACUACCUCACCAUCCUUGCCAUGGACAAACCUCUAGAUUCUAGUCACCGUUUAACAGCUACAACUACAUUGACCAUUCACGUAUCUGACGGAGAUGAUCAAGAUCCAGCUUUUGUCUACGACGCAUGCGCGUUAGUCAACGGAGUCUGUGUGAACCCGGAAUACCGAGCUCACGUGACUAGUGGAAUUAUGGCUGGACUGUUGAAAGUGUCCCCCGAAGCAAUCUUUGCGAAAGACAGGGAUUCCAUCAACGCAGCUGUCAGAUAUUCUUUUGUGAAUGGUACGCCAUCUUUUUACGAUGAGUAUUUCGAAAUAGAUGCCAUAUCUGGGAGAGUGCGACAAUUAAAAGCACUGGACAGGAAGUUGACGAAGAGCUUGCAGCUAAUUGUUAAGGCGGAGGAACAAACAGACGGGCGUCGAUUUUCGACGGCCAAGUUAUUAAUCGACGUCGAUGCAGUCGACAACCACGCCCCGGUGCUUGAACCUUCGGCCAUGGAGGGAUACGUGGAUGAGAACUCUGCCAUUGGAACGACAGUCACCGUCGACAAGGAGGGGAAGGUACCGCUCGCUGUCAAGGUCACCGACGCAGAUUUGAGUGCAGAAGACGGUCCCGUGUCUUACGAGUUUGAAGUGACGACCGGGUCCUUUCGGGUCAACUCUGAGGGAUUCCUGGUGGUGAACGAACCCAAUCUUGACAGAGAUCCGCCCAGCCCCAACAAGUACACUUUUCAGGUGAUCGCAAGACAACUGCAUGCCCACCCCGGGAAAGGCGCCACUGCUCCAGUUUCUCUGAGUGUUCACUUGAACAACGUGAACGACAAUUCACCAGUCAUUGCACCUUUGUCCAGUGUCCGACUGCCUGCCGGAGACGGGAUCAGAACAGUCACGAAGGUUGUUGCAGCAGAUGCUGAUGACGUUUCGGGAUCUGAGCAGUUGGUGUUUUCGAUAUACCACGUGUCCAACGACGGCCUGUCCAAGUUCCGCAUCGGCCGGACGUCCGGCCUCGUGGAAGUGGUGGACAGCGUGGCUGCCGGACAGUCGUUCAGCAUCACUGUGCAAGCCACUGAUCCUGGGGGCAGGUUCAGUCAGGCCAUUCUGGACGUGAUGGUGAUUGCUGGCCCCAAUUCCGGAGGGCCCGUUUUUUCACAGGAUCGGUACGAUGCCCAAGUAAGCGAGGGCGCUGCAGUGCAUUCCACUGUUGUCACCGUUACAGCUGAAGACCCAGAGAAAGAUGAGGUAACAUAUUCAAUUAUGGAGGGGAACAUCAACGGAGAUUUCACUAUCAAUCCCAGAAGUGGUACUAUUUCCGUAGCCCGUCGUCUAGAUCGUGAAGAAGUUUCCGCUUACUCUCUUAUCAUCAAAGCUGCCGAUCCAAGUCAAAUGUUCACAACUACAGCCGUUGACGUCAGAGUUACUGACAUUAAUGACAAGAACCCUGUCUUUCUUCAACCUGAAUACACUUUUAGGGUGGAUGAGGGGCUGCAUGAUGCUUAUGUGGGGACUGUUCAGGCAAGAGAUGAUGAUAUUGGCGUAAACGGAGAAAUCACUUAUUCUUUGUCUGGAUCAAAUGACUUUUACUUGGACCCUAUUUCUGGUGAGUUGCGAACAACUCGGGCGCUCGACUUCGAGAGUCAAUCGAAGCUCCACCUGGUGGUGACGGCAAGAGAUGGAGCCCCCGAUUCUCGUCACGGCACUGCAUCGGUCACGGUCCUGGUGGGGGACGUGCAGGACGAGAAGCCAGUGUUCGAGAAAAGCCUUUACGAAGUCAUCGUACCAGAGAACGAAGCCAACUACGAGGUUCUUCAAGUGAAGGCUCGAGACCCAGACUCUGUGAGCAGUGUCACCUACGUCAUCAAAGAGGGCGCUGAAGGAAUGUUCACCAUGGACUCCAGCACAGGGACCAUUCGCACUCUCGAACCACUGGACUACGAGCGAAAGUCAUCUUAUAGCCUGGUGGUUGGAACGAUGGAGAACGACACUCCAGACCCCAGGGCCACAGCUACUGUUGCCAUUUCUGUGGAGGAUAAAAAUGACGUAGCACCUGUGUUCACCAGUGUCCCAUUGCCAAUACGGCUGCAAGAUACAGUGCCUCUGGGAACGGUCGUGACCACUGUUGUGGCUUCUGACGCAGACGGAACGGCUCCGGGAAGCGAAAUCCGGUACGAAGUAACUGGUAAAGAGAAAGCACCAAGCUAUUUCCUGAUUGACCCGGAAUCGGGCCUGAUCUCUGUCAAGGACGACUUGCGGAAAGAACCGGAUUCCGAAUACAGAAUUGAAGUGAUAGCUAAAGAUCUUGGAGUUCCGGCUCUGUCAGCCACAGCCACCCUCACUGUCUAUGUAGAGCACAUAGCCACCGUGGCUCCAGAUUCAGGACUCGGUUUCGCAGAUUCGCUUUACAACGUGGAGGUGGCGGAAAACUCCCUACCUAAUACUCUCAUCAAGAAUUUGCCAGUGAUCAAUAAACCGAGAGGCAAUUUCCCUAUUGGAUGCCGCAUCGACAGAGGUAACGAAGAAGGUCUGUUCUAUGUGGUGGAAACGAAUCACAGGGAUUGUGAGUUGCGCUUGAAAACUGGAGAACUGGAUUAUGAGAGGCAAAACAAAUACAUCCUCACCGUUCGGCUCGUCACCAUUGGAGGACUCAUAAGUAAUACUCGCCUGCGGACAGACGUAGCUGUGUUCGUCAUGGACAUCAACGACAAUCACCCGGAGUUCUUGUACCCAUUGAGGUACUCCAGGAUAUUCGGCGACAAGUACAUCGCCGCACUAUCCCAUGAUUCCCCGCUGGAGACUGCAUUCAUACAAGUGCAGGCUCUAGACGCGGAUGCCGGACUCAAUGGUCUGGUGACGUACGAGAUUGCUCCAGAGUCGGAUCCGUUCCGGCGUUUCCGGAUCGAUCCGCAUUCCGGCUUCAUCAGCAACACCAAGUCCCUCGAAGACGUAUGGCCGGAAGAACUUCCGAUCCGGCUGACGAUCAUCGCUAGAGACAAUCCAGAGCUGAGAUCUUCCAUGAUGAUCGAGACCACGCAAGUACUGGUCAAUGUUAUCCGUGAUGAAAACCGAAUGGUUCUUGUUUUGAAGCAUGCUAUGCCAGACAGAGUUUUGGGCAUGAAAGAGGACAUUCUUAGACUGAUCCAGGACCGUACCAAUGUGAUUGCCGAUGUUGAGAAAGUGGUUGCCCUCAAGAUGAUUCGAAACAGUUCCAUUGAAACAGAUGUAUCUGGGAGUGACUUGUGGUUCUAUGCAAUUGAUCCCUCGACGAUGAAGAUUCUGAGAGCUGCAGAUCCGAAAGUUCGCAUGUCAUUGUUGGAACACGGAAAAUCGGACAGCCUACUCUCGGAGCUCUCUCGUACCCUCGGAGCUCAAGCCGUCCAGAUUCGCCCCCCAAUCCUGACCCCCAUCACAACCACCCCCGCCCCUCCGCCCUUAGUGAUCAUCGCCACAGGAGGGGGCGGGGGUACUCGUGGCCCAUCCUCCGCGGGCGGUGACGUCAGUGAUUUGGGGGCGGCGCUCAUUGCGCUUGCUUGCAUCAUUGCCGUGCUGGGAUUUGCGGGCAUCAUUUACCACUGCUGCAUGUGGUCCAAGUACAUAGCUUAUCGCGAGAGAAUGAAGAGGAUGUAUGUGGCUCCCAGAUACGAACCCGUCUUCGUGGAGCCCAGUCUCAAAGAAUAUGAGACUCAAGUCCUACAGAUGAGCAUACCACUGGAUGACGACGGCGGGGGUGGGAGUAUCGGGGAUCCUCACCUGUCCCUGACCUUGAGGGGUAUGGAGGGCAUCGCAUACAUAGGGGGCUCCCAGAGAGGGGGCCCCGAGCAUAGCUUCUCCACGGGCGGCUCUUCAAGGAGCUCCUUCGGCCAUAGUGGUAGUACGGCGGUCGAGGACCAGGGGGACCUCAUGAUGCCCGCCACGAACCCCCUCUUCGAAGAUCCCGACCAGGACGAAGGUGGCGAAUCUUCGAACUCUUCAGAAGGGAAAGUGGCUCUAGUCGAGACGCACCAACCUCCUCCUCACAGGACUAAGUACAUUGCAGAAAAUACGACGGAGUUAUAG